Molecule: messenger RNA, 1191 nt
Organism: Bactrocera latifrons
Lineage: Eukaryota; Metazoa; Arthropoda; Insecta; Diptera; Tephritidae
Product: odorant receptor 94b-like
Exons: 4
Coding region: 1-1191 (396 amino acids)
Biological process (GO): sensory perception of smell; detection of chemical stimulus involved in sensory perception of smell
Cellular component (GO): plasma membrane
Molecular function (GO): olfactory receptor activity; odorant binding
Source: RefSeq, a predicted model, not a curated record
AUGGCGGUUAAAAAGUGGUCAACACGCAAUACGCCUUCAAUGUCGAGGACCGCUGCAGCGAACACAAUUAUUGCUGUGCUGAAGCCACUAGGCUAUUGGCAAUGGACAAGGGAUCCACGCCGACCAUACAUCGAAAAAGUCGAACGUGUAUACCGCAUUGUACUGCACAUAACGGUAUCAUUCAGCUUCAUUUCGCUAAUGUUGGCGGGUGUGUUAUUAUCGCAGGAUCUCGAGGAGAUCAGCAGUAUACUACACAUAUUGCUAACCGAAUUCGCAUUAGUCGUAAAAGCAUUGAAUAUUUGGCGAAAUUGUGGCGCAGCUUGGCGCUUUAUGGACGAAGCGGCCAACGAUCCCAUAUACGCUUUGCGCCAACAGUCCGAGUGGACCAAAUGGCAGCGUGCCCAGCGUUCGUUUGCCAUCGUUACGUACAUAUAUUGUCUGGCCUCCGUCGCCGCACUCGUUUUCGCUUGCAUCGGUGUCAUGAUGACACCAGCCGAUGUCUAUGUUUUGCCAUGCAACAUUUAUGUGCCCUUCGAAUGGCAUCAUCCGCGUAGAUACUGGUAUGUAUGGACCUAUAACACUAUUGCCGCAUUGAUGACAUGCAUCUCCAAUACUACGCUGGACAUGAUAUACUGCUACUUCAUGUUUCAUCUGUCGUUGUUGUACAAAUUGAUUGGUUGGCGUUUGAGGGCUUUACGGCGACGUGCGGACGAACCACCAGUAAUUAAGCAAAUGUCCGAGAUCUUUCAAAUGCAUGUGAAUGUAAGGAGAUUGACGACUGAGUGCGAGACUUUGGUAUCUAUGCCGGUUUUUGGGCAAAUUAUUCUCAGCGCUUUCAUACUCUGCUUUAGUGGCUAUAGGCUACAGCAAAUGGGCAACAUGGAAAAUCUUGGCAUGCUCUUUAGUACAGUUCAAUUCGCCACAGUGAUGGCGGUGCAGAUCUUUUUGCCCUGCUACUUUGGCAAUAAGGUAACUGAGUCCUCGAACGCUUUGACAGAUGACAUCUUUAACUCGGAUUGGACAACAUUUGAUGUGCCGACGCGCAAAUUUAUGAUCUUAUAUAUGGAACUUUUGAAACGUCCAGCAAAUUUGAUGUCAGCCAACUAUUUUAAAAUUGGCUUGCCUAUUUUUGCAAAGACCAUGAACAAUGCCUACAGCAUUUUUGCGCUAAUCCUCAAUAUGAAUAAUUGA